This is a messenger RNA of Penaeus indicus, 567 nucleotides long. RefSeq names its product cuticle protein 7-like. NCBI's taxonomy places the organism in Eukaryota, Metazoa, Arthropoda, Malacostraca, Decapoda, Penaeidae. Gene Ontology annotation, cellular component: extracellular matrix. The record is from RefSeq and is a predicted model, not a curated record. The coding region runs from base 1 to 567 and encodes 188 amino acids. The transcript has 3 exons.
AUGGCCACCAUCCGCUUUUAUAGCAGGAAUGGAGGAAGCCCCACUUACCACAGACAGACUUUCCUCUGGAUCAUCGAAAUGAAUUUUAAGAUUUUUGCUUUCAUCACCCUUGUAGCUAGGGCGCUAGGAAGCACUGUUCCGUCACACAACACUCCUGCUCCAACUUACAAUGCUCCAGCUCCGUCUUACAGAGCUCCUGCCCCUUCUUACAACGCCCCUGUUGCUUCCGUAAGUAUUGAACCGAUAUUCUACAGUGGAGCAGCUCAGUACAACUUCAACUACGCGGUGAAGGACGACUACUCUGGAAACGACUACAAUCAUCAAGAAAAUCGUAAUGGUUACGAUACUCGGGGAGCUUACUACGUUCUCCUUCCCGAUGGCCGUGUACAGAGAGUUUCCUACACCGUUAACGGCGACUCCGGAUACGUUGCCGAAGUUACUUACGAAGGAGAGGCCCAACAUCCUGCUUACCAGCCUGCUCCUUCUCGCUCCUACCAGCCCGCCCCCGCCCCUUCCUACCAACCAGUUCUUACUCCCUCCUACCAAACCACUCCUACCUAUGCAUAA